UUUCCGAGCAGACGACAUCAUUUCAAGACAUUUGAAGAUGGAUUCUGUUGCUAGUUCAGGGAAGGCCUGCCGGUGGUCGAAAGAAGAGACCUCAAUCCUUAUAAGUCUAGUAACAGAAAACAUUGGCAUAAUUAAGGGGAAAUUUUCACCGUCUCUUACUAUCGUAAUGCUGACAAAAAUAAAUGUUGAGAUUCAAUAACAGAAAGUGUAAAUGCCUGCAACAUAGAAACUAGAAAUGUGACCCAAGUGAAAAAAAAAAUGGUUAGACAUGCAAAGUGAUUCCAGAAAAAAAGAGGCAAAAAGGAGAAGAGAAAGUUCAAAGACUGGAGGUGGUCCAGCCCCUCCAGAGAUUGAUUCAAAUGAUUUAAAGAUUUUAAGUGUUACAUCAGAUGCCUCAAUUUGUGGACUUGAUGCAGGCUACGAUUCUUUAUCAAAGCCAAAGAAAGCAAUAGUCCAGCAAGGAUCACAAAUUGUUCCAAAAAAUCCAGGAACAGCUGCUGAAGCAUGGGGAUCAAGCGCAGAUUUGCCUUUAAGAGAAACCAAUGACACAGAACAGACAUUGUAUACUGCUGUUGCAGUUACUGGCUCUUCAACAAUAAUCAAACAACCAGAUAAAAAAGUUAGUCGCCAGACUUACUUGGCAAGUCCUUCUACCUCAGAUUUAAUAUUGGAGGUUGAAAGGGAACAAUUCGAACUGGAAAGAUAAAAGUUGGUUAUAGAAAAAGAUAGAUUUCUUUUAAAAAGGAAAAGUUGAAAAUGCUGAAAGAUGCCAUGCAAAUUAAAAAAAAGGACUCUUCAAUUGUUAGAAGAAUAUGUGGACUUUAAGAAAUUAAAAUUUACACAUGAUUCAGAUGUUUGUGACCUUUCGCCAAUUAUUAAGUUUUAAUAUUUUUCAUCAGCAAAAUAUAUGUAUGACUAAAAUCUAUUGUGGGUCAGAUCUAUCACAGAUUUCUAAUCUAUGAUAAAUAUAACGUCAAUGCAGUCCAAUCUAUGGCAGAUUUUUUAGAAUCUUAAUCUUUUGCAUUUUUUAGUUUUCCAAUCUAUGGCAAUUUGUUAGUUUCUUAUUCUAUGACAUAACCAUUUGUGAAAAUAAAUAGCCUUUAGGCAUGAAAUAAUUUGACCCGGAAGAAUAAGCAUUUCUUACUCAUGAUGCAUGGUACCUGUUUGACCCGUCUAUUAACCAAGUACCUAAACAACAUGAAACGCAGGAAUUUGCCAUAUAUCUGGAACCAACCAUAGAUUUGAGUCAUACAUAUUUGACACGAUAUAGCGUUAAAUUUUAUGCUCUGUUUAAAAUUCAUUUUUACGUUGAAAUUAUUAUCCACCAAAAUUUACCAUUAGUUCAAAUAUGAAUAUGUAUACUUCUCAAAUACAUUUUCAAAUGUGAAUAUUUUCUUACUUUCUCUCUUUAGCAUAAAUAAAGAUUGCCAAAUGUAUCAUUUUUAAGACAUGAAAAAGUUUCCUCAUUAAUCUAUCAGGUAUCAACUCUGUUAUUGAUUUAUAAUUGUGGAGCAUAAGAUUUAUCCUUUUAUUAAAUUUUGAAUGAAAGUGAUAUCACCACUAACCUUUAUUAUGUUUAUAAACAAUUAAUAUAUUAAAAAUUUAUAAAUUGAAUCAAUUCUGUUUCACCAAAAUAGAGCAUUACAUUCUUAUUAUUUCAAAUUAACUUUAUACAGAUAAAAAGGAUAAGGAAAUAAUAAAGAAAAAUCUAUAAGUUUUCAUAGGAUGUUGUCUCCAAUCAUUAAAAUGAUAAAUGACAAAUAAACCAAAAAUAUGAAAGCUGAAAAACAAAUUUAAAUUGACAAAGUUGAAAUUGAAACUUUAGAAAAUGAAACGCAGUUUUGUCAAAAGAUAGCAAAAUUUUUAAAAAGAUUUUAUAUAAUGUUACUGAAAAACCAAAUUUUCAUUCAAAUUUGUUAAUUGUGAAUUAUUGAGUGCAUGCAAUGAAACAUAAUGGUAAAAAUUGACAUUUCUGUUAUAAAAAAAUAUUUGAAAAAUGUUAUAAAUAUAUAUUUCUGGGGAAAAACAGAAACAUUUAUCUGUACAUCAAAAAACUUUUUUUUUAAUUUUCAUGAAUCAUAUUUUCAUAUAGGCAUUAGUAGAAAUAUUUAAUUAAAAUUUCAGAAUUCGCUAAAUAAUUUGUCAGCUAAGACCUAUAUCACACCUUGUCUUUUCAGGUCCAGUAACAUACAAAACUAUAUCAAAUGUAAAAUUAGGAUUCCCAGUGUUCAAAUUCAGUUAAAAAAAAGUAACCUUUUUCAGUUUUAUACAGUACGUUUAUAUAAUAAUUUAAUGAUUUAUCUGUUUGAUUUUCCAAAAUAUUAAGUUUUUUAGGCAAAUCUUUGAAUAAUGCGUUCUCUAAGGGUUUGAACAUUAGCAGGUGCAAUAUCUCUAACAAUAUGGUUAUCUCCAUUGUCAAUAAAUUCAUCUGUUAAAUCUGGAAGUGGCAGUUUAUCAUCAAUACACUUCUUGUUUAAUUUAAAAACAGCUGUCACAACUAUUGCAGAUCUUUCAGGUGUAAAUGGUAAACAUCCUCCAGUUUUAUGCAAACACCUGUAAUAAAAAAAUAUCAAUAUUUUUUACAUUGGAAAUUGUUGUGUACAAAUAUCAACUGACAAUACUUCAGUGUAUUUUGCACAUAAAAAGAUGAAAAUUGUAUGAAUGUCAAUGAGACAACUCUACAUCCAAGACACAAUGUAGUUAUAUUAAGCAAUUACAGGUAACAAUACAACUACCUCAAUAAGGAGCCUUGGUGCACACCGAACAGCAAGCUAUGGAGGGCCUCAAAAUGACCAGUGUGUAUUUAUAUGUUUUCUUUAAUUAAUAUAUUCAACCUAAAAUAGUAGAGGGGCAUUAUGUUUCUGGUCUGCGUCCAACCAUCAGCAGAUCAGGUUAAAUUUUUUGGUCAGGUAGUUUGAUGAAGAUGAAUUCACAUCAACUUGAUACUUAGUACACAUUUUCCGUUCCUUUUGAUAGGGUCUUUCUAAAUUGUAAGCUAAAUCAUUUUAGCUUUUUUUACCCCAAUGUUACAGUUCAUUGAACUUGGAAAUAUGAUAGUGUUAAAACAGUACAUUUUCAGGUAAAUGUUUUUGGUCAGGUAGUUUAUGAUGAUGUAAAAUUCACAUUUAACAGUAACUUAGUACAUAUGUUCCUUAUAAUAAGGUCUUUCUAAAUUUGUUUAAUGUUUAUUUAAAAUACAUGCAACAUAUAUUGACAAAAUGUCUAAAA
Molecule: messenger RNA, 3228 nt
Organism: Mytilus californianus (California mussel)
Lineage: Eukaryota; Metazoa; Mollusca; Bivalvia; Mytilida; Mytilidae
Exons: 7
Coding region: 269-706 (145 amino acids)
Source: RefSeq, a predicted model, not a curated record